AUCGUUUCCGGGGCCCUUCUCCCUCUACCUCCUCGCUCGCCUCGCCUCGCCUGGUUGCUCCAGCUGAGUUCUUUCCCACCGCUGCUUCCCUCCAGAUAUAAACCCUAUCCCUCUCCUCCUCCUCACUUCUCACUCGGGGCGCGCCGAUCUCCUCGCCGCCCACGGAGCUGAUGGCGACCGCCGUGGCGUCGCAGCCGCGCCACCUGCCCCUCGGCGCCGGCGGCGACCCGAGGGCGGCCAUGUGCUCAGCCAGCACAUCGAAGAUCUAUUCCCUGGACAAAGCGUACGGCUUCAGGUUCAUGUGCAGAAGCGUUGUUGAUCCAAGGAGCCAAAGGCUCCACUCGCGCAUCUCUAAGCGGAAGUGCUACCUGAGGAGCCCACCCUCGGAAGUUGAGAAGAUCGUUCACAGUGCUAGGUGGUUAGAGUUCAGGAGGCAGCGGACACCCUUUCCGAGAGCUAGAAGGUCCGUCCACAGCAUUCCGCUGGCUUCUCGAGACGAUGGCAGCGGCGUGUCCGUUAAUGGGGUGCCGCAAGUUGAUCCAGCGAGUCAGAUGGGGGAAAUAAGGCUGCAAUUGGAUAAGGCGUUGCAGAAUGAAGACAUAAGCACUGGGCUUGUCCAAUCGAUACAUGAUGCUGCCAGGUCCAUUGAAUUGGCUUUCCUUGAUCACACCAAAUCAUUGUCAAGCUCUUGGUUCCCAAAGACAUGGCUUGGUGUAGAUAACAGUGCGUGGAUCAAACCACUUUCUUACCAGGCUGCUGUGGGCUCAUUACUACAAGCAGUCAUUGAUGUUUCAUCGAGGGGGACUGGCAGAGAUGGAGAUAUUAAUGUAUUUGUUCAGAGGAGUUUAUCCCGCCUUCUCAGCUCUCUAGAUGGUGUUAUCCAAAAUGAGUUGGCCAAAAGGGAACCUUCAUUAUAUCAGUGGUAUUCAUCUAAUCAAAAUCCUUUGGUGGUGAGGACAUUUGUGAACAUUUUUGAAAAUGACCCACGGUUUAACUCUGCGACAACAGUAUGUUGUGAAGUCAAGCCAAUGGAAACUAGGGAAAGUGACCUUUCUCUACUUAUGCUGGGUUUGUUCUGUCUUGCUGCUAUCACAAAGCUUGGAUCAGCAAAAGUUUCUUGUCAGCAGUUUUUCUCCAUGGUCCCUGAUAUUAUUGGUCGAUUCAUGGACAUGCUUCUUGAAUUUGUUCCUAUAAGUAAAGCAUAUACCUUGACGAAAGAUAUUAGUCUUGAGAGAGAAUUCUUGUGCAACUUUGGUCCUCGUGCUGCUGCUCCUAAGUUUGCUAAUGAUCAUGGACUUGAGAUAUCAUUUUGGAUUGAUCUGGUACAAAAACAAUUACUAAAGGCUCUUGACCGUGAAAAGAUAUGGUCAAGACUGACAACAAGUGAAAGUAUUGAGGUUUUGGAAAAGGAUCUAGCUAUAUUUGGUUUUUUCAUCGCCUUAGGCAUAAGUACACAGGCAUACCUUUCCAAACGUCUUACAGAUUCAAAUGAUUCAGUCAAUGGUAUUGUAAGGUAUCUUAUUGGUGGGAGCGUCCUAUAUUAUCCACAGUUGUCCUCGAUUAGCUCUUUUCAGUUGUAUGUGGAGGUUGUCUGUGAAGAGCUCGAGUGGCUUCCAUUUUACUACGAGGAUGUGCCAACUCCAAUAGUUGAAACAGAAGGCAGAGAAGAAAUGCUUAAAGGACAAGUAAUAUCAAGGGCGCUGAAUAUGUGCUCUUAUUGGAUGACUAGUUUCAUAAAGUACAGCUCAUGGCUUGAGAACCCUUCAAAUGUGAAGGCAGCAAGAUUCCUGUCUAAGGGACAUGCCAUGUUGAGCGACUGCAUGAUUGAGCUUGAUGUAACAAAAAACAAUAUGCCAAAAGACCGAAGUUUGCCAAAAAACGGAGUAUUGGUUGCUGGGACAGAGCUAGCUUCCAUUGACAAGUCGCUUGAAAGUGUUGAUGAAGCUUUGGUUAAGUUAGAAAAUUUGCUUCAAGAAUUGCAUCUUUCAAGUUCCAACUCUGGUAAGGAGGAUCUAAAGGCCGCAUGUUCUGAUCUUGAAAUGAUCAGAAGACUGAAGAAAGAAGCAGAGUUUCUUGAGGCUUACUUUCGAGCAAAAGCAGAAUAUCUGGAGGCUUCUGCUGCCAAGGUGGAUCAAAAAGACAUGCAGUCAAAUGACAUCCGACGCUUCGAACAGUUGAGACAUGAGUUGAUCGAGUUAGAAAGAAGAGUGCAGAAGAGUGCAAAUGAUUCUAAAAAAGAGGAGUUCCAGGAAAAGGGUGUUCCAGAUGAAACAAUAGAUGCUUUUGUGUCAUCGCCUCUUCUGUCAGAGCCUUCUGGUCCAGUUAUCAAGAAAGAAAGUUUUAUUACCAAAACAGUAGAGAAGGUUAAAGACAGUACAACGAUUGUGUUGCAAGGGACACAACUCUUAGCAAUUGACACAGGAGCUGCUAUGGGUUUACUGAAAAGAUCUAUUAUUGGGGAUGAACUGACUCAGAAGGAGAAGCAGGCUCUUCAGAGAACCCUGACGGAUUUGGCAUCUGUUGUUCCAAUAGGAAUACUCAUGCUUCUACCUGUUACUGCUGUUGGGCAUGCUGCUAUGUUGGCUUUCAUCCAGAGAUAUGUGCCUUCCAUGAUCCCCUCCACAUAUGGCCCCGAGAGGUUAUAUCUUCUCAGGCAGCUUGAGAAAGUGAAGGAAAUGGAAUUGUCUGAAGGCAGCAGCGAAGAUAUGUCUGGCACAAUUAGUUCAAGAGGUGACCAAGUGAAAUAAGCUAACCAUGUACAGGUGGACAUAAGUAUACUUCUGAUCGUCUUUUCUGUAAAGAAGAUAUACUCUCAAAUAGGUCCUCUUUCUUCGGACACUUCAAACUUGGAAAAGGUUCAGUUAUUCACUUCAAGAAGCUGUUCCUUUGUAGCGCGUUGGCCUGGUGUUUUGAACAAGAUACAGGAGGGAUUCGUUUCAUUCUACUCAUAAAAGAUUCUCUCAGUGGCAUGCUGAUGGAAGUAGAGCUUCAAAGGUUACAGUGGUUAUAACCAAACAAUGCAUGGAUAUACGCUGAAGGACAAUCUAUCCUGAAGUUGUGCUUUUGUAGAUCUUUGUUAAUAUUUCAUAGUUACAACUUACAAGGGUGAUAUGUGCCCACUCAGCAUAGAAGAUCAAUGUCCAAGCUCCUUUUGGAUAAUGUCUGUGUAGGGUAGAGAUUUUGAUAGAGGAUUGAAAACCAAGCUAGAUACUGGUUUAUCACAUGUUCUCGUCAUUCAUGUAACCCCAUGUAUAUCUCUAUUUCUCCCUUCUCCAUUUGUGGAGAAUUGUUCUCAUGUAACCUAAUGCCAGAUUCAGGGCUUUGAUUGACCUUCCA
Molecule: messenger RNA, 3336 nt
Organism: Lolium perenne
Lineage: Eukaryota; Viridiplantae; Streptophyta; Magnoliopsida; Poales; Poaceae
Biological process (GO): intracellular monoatomic cation homeostasis
Cellular component (GO): mitochondrial inner membrane
Source: RefSeq, a predicted model, not a curated record